Messenger RNA from Manis pentadactyla (Chinese pangolin), 4076 nucleotides. It is a transcript of the gene SNPH, whose product is annotated as syntaphilin. The transcript is spliced from 4 exons. The record is from RefSeq and is a predicted model, not a curated record. Lineage: Eukaryota; Metazoa; Chordata; Mammalia; Pholidota; Manidae. Gene Ontology annotation, biological process: neuron differentiation. The coding region runs from base 201 to 1916 and encodes 571 amino acids. Gene Ontology annotation, cellular component: mitochondrion; cytoplasmic microtubule.
GGCUCUCUCCACACUCACGCGUCUGGAGAACACAGGGGUGGGCCCCUGAUAUCUGGCCACCCCUGAGGCUCUGACAGUCGUGACUUUAAGUCAGGUGGCAAGAGCCUGCUAAAUUCACUGGAGGCAGCUGCGGCCAGAGCCUGCCCACCAGGCCCUUGCUCAGUCCGGGGGUGUCCUGCUGAAGGGUGAGAGGAGAAGCCAUGCCAGGCGGCGGCCCCAACGAGAGGAUGACGUGGCCCGGCCCGGCCCUCCCCACGGCCUCCCCAACGCGCCCUCUCUCCUCAGCCCCGGGGACACCAACCAUCCCGCCCCUCACCCGGACCCGCAGCCUCAUGGCCAUGUCCCUGCCGGGCAGUAGACGGGCCUCUGCUGGAUCCCGCAGUGGGGGCCCUUUGGGCCGCAGUGGCCUGGCGGUGUUUGCCCAGUGUCCGCAGCUGCCCACCAACCAGAACGAGCCCCUGCCCCUUCUCCCUGCCUCCAGGCGCACCUCUCCCCCCGUGAGCAUGCGGGAUGCCUACGGCACCUCUUCUCUCAGCAGCAGCAGCAACUCGGGCUCCUGCAAGGGCAGUGACAGCAGCCCCACCCCCAGGCGCUCCAUGAAGUACACACUGUGCAGUGACAACCAUGGCAUCAAGCCCCCAACUCCUGAGCAGUACCUGACCCCACUGCAGCAGAAGGAGGUGUGCAUCCGUCACUUGAAGGCCCGGCUGAAGGACACACAGGACCGGCUCCAGGACCGGGACACAGAGAUCGAUGACCUGAAGACGCAGCUGUCACGCAUGCAGGAGGACUGGAUUGAGGAGGAGUGCCACCGCGUGGAGGCCCAGCUGGCCUUGAAAGAGGCCCGCAAGGAGAUCAAGCAGCUUAAGCAGGUCAUCGACACCGUCAAGAACAACCUGAUUGACAAGGACAAGGGGCUGCAGAAGUACUUUGUGGACAUCAACAUUCAGAACAAGAAGCUGGAGACGCUGCUGCACAGCAUGGAGGUGGCCCAGAACGGCACAGCCAAGGAGGACGGCGCCGGGGAGUCGGCUGGCGGGUCCCCCGCCCGCUCCCUCACUCGCAGCUCCACCUACACCAAGCUGAGUGACCCAGCUGUCUGCGGUGACCACCCCCCUGGCGACCACCCCGGUGCCUCUGCUGAGGACAGGGCUGACAGUGGCUUUGCGGCCACCGACGACACACUGAGCCGGACGGAUGCCCUGGAGGCCAGCAGCCUGCUGUCUUCGGGGGUGGACUGUGGCCCCGAGGAGGCUUCACUGCAUGGCUCCUUCAGCCUGGGCCCCCGCUUCCCUGCCAGCACCACCUAUGAGAAGCUGCUGUGUGGCAUGGAGGCUGGCGUGCAGGCCAGCUGCAUGCGGGAGCGUGCCAUCCAGACAGACUCUGUGCAGUACCAGCCUGACCUGGACACAAUCCUGGAGAAAGUGACCAAGGCCCAGGUCUGCGGGACAGUCCUCGAGUCAGGGGACAGGCAUCCAGAGCUGGAUCCCCACCCCCCAGGGCCCAGAGACCCCAACUCAGCAGUGGUGGUGACGGUGGGUGAUGAGCUUGAGGCACCGGAGCCCAUUGUCCGAGGGCCGACCCCACUCCAGCCUGCGGCCACCCCCAACCCCAGCCUGUCGGUGAGUGUGGCAUGCCCGGGGGAAGAGGAGGAGGAGGCAGCCGUGGCCGAGAAGGAGCCCAAGAGUUACUGGAGCCGCCACUACAUCGUGGAUCUGCUGGCCGUGGUGGUGCCAGCCGUGCCCACGGUGGCCUGGCUGUGCCGCUCGCAGCGGCGCCAGGGCCAGCCCAUUUACAACAUCAGCUCCCUGCUGCGGGGCUGCUGCACUGUGGCCUUGCACUCCAUCCGCAGGAUCAGCUGCCGCUCGCUGAGCCAGCAGGGCCCGAGCGAGGCCGGUGGCAGCGCCCAGCUCUGAGGGGCCCUGCCUGGCCUGCGGCUCUGGCAGCCUGACCACUGAUUGUAGGGGUGCCAUUCUCUCUCUUGCACAUUCCCGUGGGGCAUCAUCUUAUUUAUUUAGUUUUGGGUUUGGAAGUGGUUUUUUCAGGAUAUUAACAGUGUCUGGGGGCUGGAAGUAGGAGCUGGGGGAAGGUAUCCCAAAACAUCUGCAGGAGAGAAGGGAAGAGAGAACAAGGGGUGAGGAGGCGUGCUGCCUGGAUAGACCAGAGAGAGCGCAGUGAGGCCCCACAACUCAGCCCUGUCCACCUGCCCCUCACAAGGGGCAGCCCCUACUCAGGAAGUCCCUGCGUGCUGGUCUGGGGAGCCGCCCCGCCCACCCCCCACAGCCUGCCCAGUCCCUUGCUCGCUGCCUGCUUUCUCUCCCAAGCUACCCCUUGCCCUCAGCCCCGGCUUCUGAGCCAGUAUUAGCUCCUCAGACGGAGCUAAUCCCUGCUGCUUAGACUUGUAGCCCAAAGUACAAACACCUGGCCCAGGGCCCUGUGCCAGGCUGGGACCGCCGACCUGGGCUGGAGCUCUUCGGGCUGCUGCCUGCUUUGGGAAUCAGAAGCACAGUCAAGGCCACGGGCUGUGGGAGAGACAGUGAUGGGCAAGAGGCGGCAGAGGGCAGUGUGGGUUCCAUGUCUGCUCAUCCCAGAUCUUCUCUGUGAUCCAUUUUUCUCCUGGCACUUCUGGGCCUGUCAGGUCCUUCUUCCUGGGAGACCCGAGCCAGGCAGGCUUGGUGCUGGGGGACGCAGUACGUGCCUGGGCCCUAGCACCUGUCUGGAGACUGCCAGCACAAGAAGAGGAGGCAGGGGCUGGCAGCUCAAGGGGGGUCCUGCAGCCUUCUGAGAUGAGGCCCUGCAGUCUGGGAGCCAGGGAUGGACUCAGCAAUCCUCAGCUGGCUUGAAAAGCCAGAGGCCAUGGCUGCCCCUAGAGCCUGACCCAAGCUUCUCUGGGGCGAGUCUCAGGCCCAACUUCCACUUUGCACUAUGUUCACUUUGGGGCUUGGUUCUCGUGCAUCCCAGGAUCUCUAGUGAGAUAGAUGGCUGCUUGACUUUAGAGUGAGAAUUCCUAAAUCUUAGACCUAUCUGCCCCUGGCAGAGAAUUCCAGCAGGAAGAAUGGCAAGAUGAAUGUGAAGCCAUGACGUUCAAUCAGGCCAAAACAGGGUGCCCUGGGAGGUUUCCUAGGCAGGGGUGGGUGGGGCAGGAUGGGUAGGAGCCCUGCAGCCUCCCUGCUCCAGCCUGAGCCCAGUACACUUGGAAGAUUCCCUGCCUCCCUCCUUGCCUGGGACCACGUCCAGAGCCCCCCACAAAGCUGCUGACAUUUCAUUAGCAUUAUUAAUUUACAAAGUAAACCCACUUCCACCUUCCCCUGCAGAACUUGCACCCAUUUGGUCAUUCCACCCUCUUCAGGGGUUAGGCCCCACAUUUGGGGAGCACUGGUGGGACCCUGUGUCUUACCCUUCUGGCCUAGGGGGCCGGGGAGCACUCGAUUCUCUGCCAAGGUUGCUUGCCCAUCCCUACUGCUCUGACAGCCAUUGCCUGACUCGUGGGCUCUGCCCUUCCUCUCUGUGCCCUCCACUCAGGGGAGCACCUGCAUGCACUUGAGUGGGUGACCAGUCCCGCUACUGGGGCAAGAGCCCCCUCUGCCACACGCUUUGUGCCUCCAAAGCUCCCCCCACCUUGGUUGGGGCCUCACACCAGCCAUCUUUUGUGGAGCAACCCCCGCCUCAGUCAAACCAAACCUGAUCUCCUGGGGCCUGGCUGGGGCUGCCCCACAGGACACUGGGGUCAUGACAUGGAGGGGCAGUGGACAAGCCCAGUCCAAAGCCAAGCCAGGAGUGGCCAGGACCCAGCCUUCUGUGCCAUGUACUCAUGGAGCCGCGUAGUGUCUCUUUAGAAAUAGUCGAAGCUUUGCCACGAAAAUAAAUGUACAACUAUAUUUGACAACAUAAAAUCGAUAUAUUUUUCACCAUUGGAAUUUAGGUGAGCUGCAUAGCCCCACUGCUCCUGUGUCCUGCUCUCUGUGGCCUUCCUAGUGUGUCUUGUGUUUUGGUGGAUGUGGUCAGGGUUGGGGCCCUAGUCCACACUGUCCCUGGUACUGAAGAAGCCACUUAUGAAGGGCUGGCCUGGGCUUCGA